Molecule: messenger RNA, 2015 nt
Organism: Python bivittatus (Burmese python)
Lineage: Eukaryota; Metazoa; Chordata; Lepidosauria; Squamata; Pythonidae
Source: RefSeq, a predicted model, not a curated record
AACUGUCUAUUUAUUAUUUUGAUGCUAUUUGAAAUUUCCUUCCUGAGUUCUAUUCCAUCCGGGAACCGGGAAUGUAAAAUGCGAAGAAAAUAAAAUAUUUGUAAGAUGUUAACAGAUUUUGUUCAUAUGUAACUGCAAACUGCCCGUAAUCACAUUUGGUGCUUCUCUCGGUUUGGCCUCUCGUUUCAUAUCAAUAUUUUUCCAGGUCCUCCGACGGCGAACGCUCAGCAGCCGCAAUUCCGAACUCUGGCCCUUAGAUGGCGACCGAGACAAGGCCUUUUCCCACUCUUCUCACCCUGUUUCCAGAUCUUUCUCGAACUCCGGGAGGCCACCCGAGGACGCGCGGAAACUGCCGAAGCCCCAGCCGGAGUUUCGCGGUGUCCUCGUAUGGCGACCAGCCGCGCCUGCGCAGAGUAGAGGAAGUGCCGGUUGGCGGCUGUUGCUCCGCAGUGAGAGAACGAGCGAGCGACGCGCCGAGGCGCCGUCUCCCCGCCGCGAGCACUGUCCCGCGAGGGCCCGCCACAGCAACGCGGAGGGAGGGGUGAGGAAGAAAGCGGACCGCACCCGCCGCAGCCAUGUCUGUGGUGGGCAUCGACCUGGGCUUCCAGAACUGCUACAUCGCGGUGGCGCGGAGCGGCGGCAUCGAGACCAUCGCCAACGAGUACAGCGACCGCUGCACCCCAGCUUGUAUAUCUUUGGGAUCCAAAUCCCGGACUAUUGGAAAUGCAGCAAAAAGCCAGAUAAUCACAAAUAUUAAGAAUACAUUACAUGGAUUUAAAAAGCUGCAUGGGAGAGCAUUUGAUGAUCCUUUUAUAAAGGCUGAGAGACACAAACUGCCAUAUGAACUUCAGAAAUUACCUAAUGGGAGUGUAGGUGUGAAGGUACGCUAUUUGGAUGAAGAGAGAUUAUUUGCUAUUGAACAAGUUACUGGAAUGCUGUUGGUUAAGCUUAAGGAGACAUCAGAAAGUGCACUUAAAAAGCCUGUAGCAGAUUGUGUCAUUUCAAUCCCAAGUUUUUUUACUGAUGCUGAGAGAAGGUCUGUGAUAGCAGCAGUGCAAGUGGCAGGUUUAAAUUGCUUGAGACUAAUGAACGAAACUACAGCAGUUGCUUUAGCCUAUGGAAUUUAUAAACAAGAUCUACCAAACCUAGAGGAGAGACCAAGAAAUGUGGUUUUUGUGGACAUGGGACACUCUGCAUACCAGAUUUCUGUUUGUGCUUUUAACAAAGGAAAAUUGAAGGUACUUGCUACUACGUUUGAUCCCUUUUUGGGUGGUAGAAACUUUGAUGAUGCUUUGGUAGAUUACUUCUGCGAAGAGUUCAGGAUCAAGUAUAAACUUAAUGUUAAGGACAAUGCUCGAGCAUUGCUGCGAUUAUAUCAGGAGUGUGAAAAACUGAAGAAGCUGAUGAGUGCAAAUGCUUCUGAUCUUCCAUUAAAUAUAGAAUGCUUUAUGAAUGACAUUGAUGUCUCUAGCAAAAUGAACAGGGCUCAGUUUGAACAAUUGUGUGCAUCUCUUCUGGCCAGAGUAGAACCUCCUCUGAGAGCAGUGAUGGAACAAGCUAAACUACAGUGUGAAGAUAUAUACAGUAUAGAAAUAGUAGGUGGAGCAACUCGUAUCCCAGCUGUGAAGGAGCAGAUUUGCAAAUUUUUCUGUAAAGAUAUAAGUACCACACUAAAUGCAGAUGAAGCUGUUGCAAGGGGUUGUGCAUUACAGUGUGCAAUUCUGUCCCCAGCAUUUAAAGUCCGUGAAUUUUCCAUCACAGAUGUUGUUCCUUACUCAAUUACUCUGAGGUGGCAAUCAUCUUAUGAGGAAGGAACAGGUGAAUGUGAAGUCUUCAGCAAAAAUCAUGCUACUCCAUUCUCAAAAGUUAUUACCUUCCAUAAAAAAGAGCCUUUUGAACUGGAAGCAUUUUAUACACAUCCUCAUGAUGUUCCUUAUCCUGAUACAAGAAUAGGUAAAUUUUUUUGUUACUUGCUGAGCAUGACAAUAUGCCUUUUUUAAAAUUUGUUUCAAAUA